Molecule: messenger RNA, 934 nt
Organism: Syzygium oleosum
Lineage: Eukaryota; Viridiplantae; Streptophyta; Magnoliopsida; Myrtales; Myrtaceae
Exons: 6
Coding region: 1-849 (282 amino acids)
Biological process (GO): retrograde transport, endosome to Golgi; intracellular protein transport
Cellular component (GO): cytosol; Golgi membrane; Ric1-Rgp1 guanyl-nucleotide exchange factor complex
Source: RefSeq, a predicted model, not a curated record
AUGCCAACAAAGAGUCCAAGACUACAGUUUGAAAUCAUUAGUCGAGAGCUGGACGUGUUUAUUCUCCCGCCAAUCUCUCAAAUUUGCCCGCCCUCACCCCAGUUUUUCUCUCUCUCUCUCUGCUAUUCCUCAGAACCACCCCCCCUCCGCCAAACACCUCUCCGUCGCUCCCUCCUCCCCUCCGCCAGCCAUGAUGGCCACCCUCACCGCCACCGCCGUUGCCUCCUCCUCCGUCGCCAUCCGCUCGUUUCGCGCCCACAAGCCCUCCCGCGCGCCCCGCCGGGAUCCGGUGCUCCGUCACCGAGGGCCCCACGAUCUCCCAGCCGAACAGAGUUCGUCUCCCCGUCUCAUCUCGAGCUCUGGAGCUCUUCCCAGCAUAGGGUGAGGUUGGGGAAGUACAAGAGGGAUGCGGAUUCGUUGCGGAGGGAGGGGGAGAAUUCGCAGGCCGUGUGGAGCCCUGAUGCCAAAUUGAUUGCCGUUGUGACGACUUCACUCUAUCUUCAUUUAUUUAAGGUUCACUUUUCUGAGAAAAGAGUACAGAUUGGAGGGAAGCAACCGUCUGGUUUGUAUUUUGCAACUAUUUCUCUUCUCCUCAGCGAGCAGGUUCCCUUUGGAGACAUGAAUUUAUCUGUGAGCAAUAUCGUAAGUGAUAACAGGCAUAUGCUGCUUGGACUCUCUGACGGAUCCUUGUAUGGCAUUUCUUGGAAGGGAGAGUUUUGUGGGGCUGUUGGACUUGACCAUCCCAUACGAAAUGAGAGUGAUAAAGUUACUGACUUACCACAUCCUGUAAGUAAUGGAAUUGGGUAUAGUCUUCAUCGAGAAAUGGAGAUGAUGUUUGUGAGUUUAUAGGGUAAAUGGGUCAGGAUAGGGUGCUUUGCAAGUGUUUGAUGAAUGACCCAGUUCUCCAAUUUGCGAAUAGACGUGCAAUUUUGGA